UGUGGAGAGCUUGUGGCUGAAACAAGACAAGUAGUUAUUCUUGCAUACUCAUAUAUUCACAUCAUUUUAGCAAAGCAAAGCAAAACUCACUCCCUAAAAAGCAAAGAAAGAAUCAUGGCUUGUUUGAACAUGUUCGUUUCUCCCACAGUAUUAUUAGUCAGACCUCAAAGAAGAGUAAGAAGUGCAGCAACAGCAGCAAAAUCCUCAGGUGGAGGCAGUGAAGAGAAGGGCAUUUUAGACUUUAUCCUCGGCAGCUUGACGAAGGAGGAUCAGUUCUAUGAGACUGAUCCAAUCUUGAAGAAGGUGGAGGACGGGAAGAGCAGCGGCACCACCACCAGCAGCGGCCGCAAGAACUCGGUGGUUGUGCCGCCCGCCAAGAAGAAGGAUGGUGGGUUUGGCGGCCUUGGAGGACUCUUUGCUAAGAAGGAUUGAUAAGCAUAAUGGAAUUACUUAAGUUACAUUUCUUUCAUACAAAAUUUAUGUUUUCAAUUUUUGCCAUGAUGUUCUCUGUUGUAAUAAGAUGCUUAAUUCAAUCACAUAUAUUCAUUCUAUCG
Molecule: messenger RNA, 554 nt
Organism: Salvia hispanica
Lineage: Eukaryota; Viridiplantae; Streptophyta; Magnoliopsida; Lamiales; Lamiaceae
Cellular component (GO): chloroplast
Source: RefSeq, a predicted model, not a curated record